Molecule: messenger RNA, 927 nt
Organism: Alligator sinensis (Chinese alligator)
Lineage: Eukaryota; Metazoa; Chordata; Crocodylia; Alligatoridae
Product: BRISC and BRCA1-A complex member 2
Exons: 8
Coding region: 160-927 (255 amino acids)
Biological process (GO): double-strand break repair
Cellular component (GO): BRCA1-A complex; BRISC complex
Source: RefSeq, a predicted model, not a curated record
CCAUGAGGCCCCCCUCCCGUGGGCUCGGGAGCAGCCUUCGGGAUAGGGGUGGGUCUGCGCCUGCGCGCCAGCGUGUGACCGCGGCCGUUGCUAAGGGGCCGGCGCACGCUCCCCCCCGCGACCGCAGGCAGAGCUUAGGCUCAUAGGAAAGGACGAAUUAUGUCUCCCGAAGUUGCCUUGAAUAGAAUUUCUCCUGCGCUCUCGCCUUUCGUAUCCAGUGUGGUCAGGAAUGGGAAAGUAGGAUUGGAUGCUACAAAUUGUUUACGUAUUACAGAUUUGAAAUCUGGCUGUACAUCCUUGACUCCAGGACCCAGCUGUGAUCGGUUUAAGCUGCAUAUCCCGUAUGCUGGAGAAACACUGAAAUGGGAUAUAAUUUUUAAUGCCCACUAUCCAGAGCUGCCACCGGAUUUUAUCUUUGGAGAGGAUGCUGAAUUUCUGCCAGAUCCCUCUGCUUUGCAUAAUUUAGCCUCGUGGAAUCCUUCAAACCCUGAGUGCCUCCUGCUUGUUGUGAAAGAGCUUGUGCAGCAGUAUCACCAGUUCCAAUGUGGCCGAUUGCGUGAGAGCUCUCGCCUCAUGUUUGAAUAUCAGACUUUACUUGAAGAACCGCAGUAUGGAGAAAACAUGGAAAUCUAUGCUGGCAAAAAAAACAACUGGACUGGUGAAUUUUCAGCUCGCUUUCUUUUGAAGUUGCCAGUGGAUUUCAGCAAUAUUCCUACAUACCUUCUCAAGGAUGUGAAUGAAGACCCAGGAGAGGAUGUUGCACUUCUUUCGGUCAGUUUUGAGGAUGCAGAAGCAACUCAGGUUUUUCCCAAGCUGUAUCUGUCCCCACGCAUUGAACAGCAAAUGGGUCUGGCUAACAGAGAGGCAAAAAUAACAAGAAGCUGCCGUAGCCUUAUCAGUACUAAGGCACCCUUCUACAACGUAUAG